UGUUGCUCCUGCAGGUUUUCCACACUAAAUAUUAUGAAGCAUUCCACUCUCGGCCGUUGUGGUGAAAGCAACGUGGAACUCGGAAGACACGCACAACUUAGAAAGUUGACGACAAAUUAAAAUACGGUUCUGUGCCCUAAUGCUUAGUUUUAUUAUCCGCGGAAGUGAGAGAACAAAACAAAAUUGAUAAAAGUUAAUAAUUAAAGUGAGAAAAAAGCCAAAAUUGAAGAGUCAAGAAAUAGUAAGAAUAAGAGCAAACGUGUGAUAUAAAAUAAAAGCAGUGUGUGUAUACUGAGUAAGUCAUGUGUAUAAGUAUAAGAAUGGAUUUUUAAGUUGCCGCGCUUCCGUCUUAACAACUGUUGUCGUCGUUAGUGUGUAUGCGCUUACUAUAACGGAAAAGUGUGAUAAGCUUUUAUACAUAUACAUAUGAAUAUAUAUGUGUGAACGAGUUUCAUCGAAAUCAAAUGUCGAGUAUGAGUGAGUAGCGAGCAGUGAUGUGUGCAACAGAAAGGUGCUGCGGCUGCCACUGCUGAAGUGUGAAUACGACUUUGAUAAGUGGCAAAACGACGAAAUUAAGAAAAUAGUGGAAAUAAGUGUCAGGCGCAGAAAAUCGACGUGUGGAUUCGCCUACUCUGGUCUUCAAAGGAACGAAUUAGAGCGAAAUAUAAUGUAUAUUUUUGGGUUUAUUUACGUUCAAAUAAUACGCCCAAAUAAAAAGAUAAAAAAAUUUUCAAUUUUCAAUAAGAAAAUGAAGUGAAACGUGUGAAAAUAAAUAAAUUUAAAAAAUAUGAAUAAAUGUCGUGUGGUGAAUUAAUCGCUUACAAUAACAAAAAAUAAAACUUGUACGGAUAUUGUAAAAAAUUAAAAAAAUAAAGAAACCAGUCCAAAAAUUAAUGAAAACUCCGCUUAUGACAUACAUACAAAUAUAUACUCGUUUGUGUGCGCUCACUAGUUAUACAUACAUAUAUUCCAGCAUUUCGUUAACCAAUCCCAGCAUAUUUUGAUUACUUUCGGCUAGGCAACCAUUGUGAUUUUUCUGUUUCCCUUUUGAAAUUUUUUUCGAUUUCCUUUUAUUGUUGCGAAAUUGUGAAAGUAUAUACCAAUAUCCGCAUGAUUCGCUAUGAGAUAUUAGAAUAUCACGCGAAUUCGAAUUCGCUAUAUCGAUUACUGUUAACGGUUUGCUCGCUUUGCCUACACGCCGGUUGAUGGGUGCGUUUGAUGUUGCCGAUGGUGGCAAAAUGGAUCGAUGUCGAAAUUGGUUUUGCGCUCGUAGUAAUAAUAAUGACUAUGCCGAGGUGGCCGUAAAUGACCCGCUCAAAAAUCUAACCAAUUCCAUUUCGGAUACAAUACGUGACCACGUGCGCGACAUGAGCAACAGCAAUGGCGGUGGUUUUAUGACCGCAGCAACCACAACACCUCCACCAUCUAUGGCUACAACAACACCAAUGCACUCGACGACUACAUCACAUGUGGUUACAUUUUUGGAUGAUGUCGGCGCAAGCGGUAGCAAUGGCGCGGUUACGACUAGUAGUCGUGUGGUAAGCCACACAGAGUUGCAUCCACCAAUGGUCGAUGGUAAUUUGGACGUAAUCGAAGCGGUAGAAGAUUUCGCUAAUGGAACUAGCAUCGGUUUAUCGCUGUGUGAUGACAGUGUGCCAUCAUCGAAAAACUGCUAUCGCCUAAUUAUGCUGGGAUCCUCACGUGUGGGAAAAUCAUCGAUUGUGGCACGUUUUUUGGGUAAUCGCUAUGACGACGCAUACACCCCAACCAUCGAAGACUUCCACCGAAAGCUUUAUCGAAUACGCAAUGAGGUGUAUCAGCUGGAUAUACUGGAUACGUCGGGUCAUCAUCCGUUUCCAGCAAUGCGACGCCUAUCAUUCAUGACCGGUGAUAUUUUCAUAUUAGUCUUCAGUAUGGACUCGCGAGAAUCUUUUGAGGAAGUAGUGCGAUUACGAGAAAACAUACUUGAAACUAAAUGGGCGGCGCUUAAUCCCGGUUCCGGUAUGAAGAAGAAAAGUUUGCCGAAAAUACCCAUGGUUAUUGCUGGAAACAAAUGUGAUCUUGAACCCAAAAAAGUUCAACUAGACGAGGUAAUGGGGUACAUUGCCGGUCAAGACAACUGUUGCGUCUUCAUCGAAUGUUCGGCGCGACAAAAUUUCCGCAUCGAUGAUCUAUUUUAUGCACUUUUUAUGGUUUCGAAUUUACCAUUGGAAAUGGCACCGAAUCACCAUCGACGCGUUGUAUCCGUAUUCGGAGCACCAUCACCCUUGCCGCCACACACAACUGUUGGCGGGUCGAAGAAGAAUGCGCUUUCGAUUAAGCGACGUUUCAGUGAUGCCUGCGGAGUGGUAGCACCGAACGCGCGGCGCCCCAGCAUACGAACCGAUCUGAAUUUGAUGCGCUCCAAAACGAUGGCUAUGAACGAGGGCGAUGGAGCGGGCGUAGCGCGUAGGAAUAUUUGCACUUUGAUGUAAAUGUUAAACUGCUUAGGAAUAUCUUUAUACACAUAAUCGUAAUAUUAUACAUAUACGAGUAAACCUAUGAAGGAGCGAUGAUUUCAGUAUGUGAUACAAUCAUAGAGCGUUCUAGUUAAACCCAUGCACAUUAGUUCAUAAAUAAUAUAAAAUGCAUAAAUUUAUAAAUUACAGUUAUAUUAAUAAAAAAAUGCGUAUGCUUAAGUAAAAAUGUAUUAAAUACAGGUACAUACAUAUUUAUACAAAUGAUGACAUUUGAACGAUUUUGAGAAUACGUUGAAUUUAUCAGUGAAGUAGUACAUCUUAAAGUUUGUUUCUUCUAAAAAUAAUAAUAAUAAAAUAAUAUUUUUAUUAUAUUAAAUAGUAGUAAUUUUAUUAAACCUAUAGCAUUUAAAUAAAUAUUUUAAAAAAAUAUGCAUACAUACAAAAACACCUAUUAUAUGAAAAAUAAUUUAUACCUACUUUACACUAUAUUACUAUCAACUUCAAAUAAUAAUACCUAACAUGUGAAUGAACACCUUAUUGAUUUUUUAACAUUAAUAAAUAUGAAUAUUCUAUAGAAAAUUAUUACUAUAAACAUUCCAAAACUAUUUUCUCGUGGAUAAAACAUACUCUAAAAUUGAAGCAUUUAUAUUUAAUAAAAAUAUAAAUAUUUCUAAAUUUUUUAAACUUAUUAAAGUAUUGUAUAUAAAUGUUUUUUGACUUUUCUAGCAGUUACAAGUUACACACUAACGAUAAGUUAAAAUUCUAUAUACCUGUCGCCAAUAUUAAUCCUCGGGUGCUACUUUCGUAUAAAUAAUAAUUUGCCACAUCAGAUGUAAAAUUCUUUAGUUCAAUUGGGAACAGUUCUAGAGAUAUCUCUUACCACGUCAUGAUUUGACAAGCAAUGUUCUUCAACUCUGCCACAAACUGUAGUCUAAUGGAUUCAAAUCUGGACUACAAAACUAUCAACCAUCUGCAGCUAUGAAACCAGGAAUAUUGCUUUUAAGCUACUGUUGGGUUGUUUUUGCCUUGUGUAUGGAACCAGAAUCUAGCUGGAAGGUCCAAUGCUCUCCAAGGAAGAAAAUAUUGCUUAAGUGUUUUACUACGCCUUUUAAUACCUCCUGCUGGUAGACGUUUGCCCCAGGCAUAACCCCUUCUUCACAGAAGUGAAGAGCUGUAGCGCCUUUCAAGGAGACACAAAACCAUUACAGCAGCUGGAUGGUGAACACGUUGAAUACUUGGAAUAGACCACAUUGUAAACUUUGUAACAGAAUUUAUAGCAACACUA
Molecule: messenger RNA, 3744 nt
Organism: Bactrocera oleae (olive fruit fly)
Lineage: Eukaryota; Metazoa; Arthropoda; Insecta; Diptera; Tephritidae
Product: GTP-binding protein Rhes
Biological process (GO): signal transduction
Molecular function (GO): G-protein beta-subunit binding; GTPase activity; GTP binding
Source: RefSeq, a predicted model, not a curated record